This is a messenger RNA of Hyaloscypha bicolor E, 716 nucleotides long. RefSeq lists its product as uncharacterized. Bases 102 to 533 code for a protein of 143 amino acids. Lineage: Eukaryota; Fungi; Ascomycota; Leotiomycetes; Helotiales; Hyaloscyphaceae. The record is from RefSeq and is a predicted model, not a curated record. The transcript has a single exon.
UGCGUCGUAUCGUGUUUGUGUAACACCCACCCCUAUCGCUGCCAGGGGGGGCUUCGAGGCUCGAGCUCUCGGGUUCGGGUGGUCGUCGCGGGAUCAUAUUAAUGGCACUCACUUCAGACGAGUGCGUGAACGAGGGCAGAUCUGAGAUUUACGACUUUACGACAUUCAUUCGAGAUCGUAUAGUCGUACGUACCUUGGGAAACGGCAAACCUUCAAUUUUGCCCUUGAUUUUCUUCCACUUUGAUCCGGUAGUCACGAAUUCCGGGUAUAUCUCAAUGGCCGUUCCCUCAUUGGUCAUGUCGGCUGUCGUCUGUAAUGUAAAUUAUACAAAGUACAAAGUAUCAAAAUGUCCUGGCAACAAAGAUGGAAAGUCUCGGUGUUCGUCUCGGGGCUCAUGUCGUUGCCGGCCCGGUACUGCAUGUAACUGUCGGACUCCCGUAACUGGCUGCCUUCAGAUUACGCGAGUCCGACGAUUAUACCUUUCGUCACCUUGUGGACUUGGAGAAGGCAGAGCAUUGUGUGAACAUGAUUGACGACAAGGCGAGGCAAGGUGCUGGGACACCUCGACCUCCCUUGCUUUGACGACGCAGCCAAUCACAACCUCUCUAUCCUUUCCAUGGAGAACGAACGGAGAGCGUAUGUGCGCUUGUUCCUAACUGCAGAUUGGGAUUGUGCAUUGUCGCAGAUCAUGCACCUCACACUGGAGAUGGGAUGGG